GCGCGUUCACUACGGCGCGCGGGUCCGGCGGGGGCGGGGACACGCAGUGCGCGCGGCCAGGGGCGGAGCGGCGGGAGCAGCGGAGGAGGCGGCGGAGGCCCGGCUGCGGGUUAGAAGGCCCCGGCAGGCCCUGAGGUAAACGGAGCGCCACGCUGUGCUGCGCCUGUCGCAGAACCAUGGAGAUCGGUACCGAGAUCAGCCGCAAGAUCCGGAGUGCCAUUAAGGGGAAAUUGCAAGAAUUAGGAGCUUACGUUGAUGAAGAACUUCCUGAUUACAUUAUGGUGAUGGUGGCCAACAAGAAAAGUCAGGACCAAAUGACAGAGGACCUUUCCCUGUUUCUAGGGAACAACACAAUUCGAUUCACCGUAUGGUAUGUUUCUGAAUAUCUACGCCGCAGACCAAAGUUUGGCACAAGUCACAUGAGGUAUUCUGUCUUUAAAGAGGUUCUUGAUGGUCGAAUUACAUUCACUUUGGAGAGACAGACUUACGAUGAUGGAGCUGCAACCCGGCUAAUGUCAACAGUGAAACCUUUGAGGGAACCGGCACCCUCUGAAGAUGUGAUUGAUAUUAAGCCAGAACCAGAUGAUCUCAUUGAUGAAGACCUCAAUUUUGUGCAGGAGAAUCCCUUAUCUCAGAAAAAGCCUACAGUGACACUUACAUAUGGUUCUUCUCGCCCUUCUAUUGAAAUUUAUCGUCCACCUGCAAGUCGAAAUGCAGAUAGUGGUGUUCAUUUAAACAGAAUGCAAUUUCAACAGCAGCAAAACAGUAUUCAUGCUGCCAAGCAACUUGAUAUACAAAACAGCCGGGUGUAUGAAACAGGACAUUUGUGUGAACCAGAAGUGCUUAAUAGCUUAGAAGAGACUUAUAGCCCCUUCUUUAGAAACAACUCAGAAAAAAUGAGUAUUGAGGAUGAAAACUUUCGAAAGAGAAAGUUGCCUGUGGUAAGUUCAGUUGUUAAAGUAAAAAAAUUUAAUCAUGAUGGAGAAGAGGAGGAAGAAGAUGAUGAUUAUGGGUCCCGAACAGGAGGCGUCUCCAGCAGCGUGUCUGUGCCAGCAAAGCCUGAAAGGAGACCUUCUCUUCCACCUUCUAAACAAGCUAACAAGAAUCUAAUUUUGAAGGCUAUAUCUGAAGCUCAAGAAUCUGUAACAAAAACAACUAACUAUUCUACAGGGAGAGAGAAUUUUAUGAACAUGUCUUCGAGGUUUCCAUCACCGGCUCUACCAAUUUUCCUUUCACCGGAGCCAGUUGAUGUAGGUUCUAUAGCAAGUUCCUCUUCACUGAAUGAGCUGGACAGUAUUUCCCACCUUUUAAAGAAGAUAUCAACGGAUAUCAAUGAAAUUAAAGGAAUGAAAGCAGCAAUUUUGACAGUGGAAGCAAAUCUUUUUGAUCUAAAUGUUCGAGUGUCACAGAAUGAAGCAAAAAUUUCAUCUUUGGAGGUUAAAAUGAAUGAAUAUUCAACAUCAACAUCUGAAAGCAACAGACAGUUUGAAGAUCUUCAAGAAGAAGUAGAUUUUGAAUCACCAUCAAGGGCUACUGAUGUAAAAAUAAUUGGCUUCCUUAGAAACAUUGAGAAAGGAACUCAACAGAGGCAGUUAUUAUCCCGACUACAAAUUGACCCAGUAAUGGCAGAAACUCUGCAGAUCAGUCAAGCUGAGAUGAGUGAACUGAGUGUGGCACAGAAACCAGAAAAGCUUUUGGAGCGCUGCAAGUACUGGCCUGCUUGUAAAAAUGGGGACGAGUGUGCUUACCAUCACCCCAUCUCACCUUGCAAAGCCUUCCCCAACUGUAAAUUUGCUGAAAAAUGUUUGUUUGUUCACCCAAAUUGUAAAUAUGAUGCAAAGUGUACUAAACCAGAUUGUCCUUUUACUCAUAUGAGUAGAAGAAUUCCAAUACUGCCUCCAAAACCAGUUACAACAGCAAUACCACCUUCUAGUAGUCAGCUCUGCCGUUACUUCCCAGCAUGCAAGAAAAUGGAAUGUCCCUUCUAUCAUCCAAAACACUGUAGGUUUAACACUCAGUGUACAAGACCGGAUUGCACAUUUUACCAUCCCACCAUUACUGUACCACCACGACAUGCCUUGAAAUGGAUUCGACCUCAAACCAGCGAAUGACACCCAGUCCUGCCAGGCAGAAGAUCAUGCAGUUUGAAAGUUUCCAUCUACUGAUGAAAGAUAUUCUACAGAACUUGUCAAAUCUUUGAAACUUGGAAUAUAUUGCUUUCAUAAUAUGAAGUUUAUUGCCUAUCUGAAGUGUCUGAUUUUUCAAGUUUGUAAGUUUCCUAAGUUGUUUUAACAUUGGGUGUUUUUUUUGUUUUGUUUUUACUAUGAAAAGACAGUUUAAGGAAAGGCUAAAUUCUAUUAAAACAUUUGAGGCAUGUUUGUA
Molecule: messenger RNA, 2382 nt
Organism: Propithecus coquereli (Coquerel's sifaka)
Lineage: Eukaryota; Metazoa; Chordata; Mammalia; Primates; Indriidae
Gene: ZC3H14
Product: zinc finger CCCH-type containing 14
Exons: 13
Coding region: 177-2111 (644 amino acids)
Biological process (GO): regulation of mRNA stability
Cellular component (GO): nucleus; cytoplasm
Molecular function (GO): metal ion binding; poly(A) binding
Source: RefSeq, a predicted model, not a curated record